Molecule: messenger RNA, 937 nt
Organism: Aegilops tauschii subsp. strangulata
Lineage: Eukaryota; Viridiplantae; Streptophyta; Magnoliopsida; Poales; Poaceae
Source: RefSeq, a predicted model, not a curated record
UUUUAUAUUAUAGCUUGUGCAGUCUUUUCCAAUUUAUAAGCACUAUUUCGCUAGUUAAUAAAUAGUUUAAAUAAUGAGCACUACAGUGGAGAGGUUUGUGUGACAGUCCAAGGAAGUCUCUAGCAGAAUGCAGUUUUCUAGGACUAGCUUUUUAACCGUGGACUUUCCAUGGAAGAUGGAUACAUACAUCUGCCUUAUUCGGUGUUGCCGUUCACUCUCACCCUCCCAUGGAGAUGUCGCCGACAAUGCUGCCAUACAUGUCCCUGCAAUCAUCACCCCCAUCCUCAUGUCUAGAGGUGCUGGUAACUGCUAUUAUUGUUGGAACCAUUGGCUAUUUAUACAUAGAUGGAAGGUAAACAUUUAUCUCCCUGUCAACUUGCUCCGAGAGGAGAUGUCAAGGAUGACGAGCAAGUUGGCAUCCGUGAAGCUUCGCCGGAGCCAUUCCUGCUCUUCUAGAGCCACAAGGAGAGCCUUGGCAGGCUGUACGAGUGGGAGAAGAAGCUCUAUGAGGAAGUCAGGGUACGUUCGAUCCAGCACACACGCUUCUCCCAGAAUUCGUAUGAUCACUAAAAAUAUUACAUAUAUUAAUGCUGAAAUAACCGUUCUUGUCGUCAUUUGUUUGCUGGUAUCUAUUGAUCUGCUUUGUGAAUAUACUCGAGUUAAUUUGUUUUCCACCACCUGAUAGUGACAUGAAUAUCAAUUAUCUGUAGUAGUAUUUAUGUCAAGAUUGUGGGUAGUUUUUAAAGCUAUGCCAGAAGUAUUUAUAAUUAUAACUGAAAACAGGGAACAUGCAUGAGCUUCAAGACCCUGGUUCGUACAGUAUUGAGUAAGAAUGUUCUUUAGUUUGAUGAGGAUAAAUUCAGUUUUAGUAUUUUUUACAGUACUUGUAAAUUCCUGAGCAAAAUACAAGAAACACACAGUUAGGUGUCCGUUUGAC